AUGGCUCCUUCUGCUACUCCGACCGAGAAAAGAACAAUCGCCCUGUUUCCACGGGGGGGGUGGGAUACUCACCACCAUAUUUUUGAACCCGAGUCUUUCCCUUACAGCCCAAACAGACAUCUGACUCCGCCGCCAGCGACGGUCACCGCAUUUGAACAGUUCAAAAGAAGUUUGGGUAUCACGAGAUCUGUCCUCACCCAUGGACUAUCCUACGGGGAUGACUGCACGUCUCUUAAGGCAUUCGUUUCCCAGCUCGGGGGCCAGAAGACCCGCGCCAUUGCCGUCAUUGACACUGAAAAAACGGCCGACGAUGAGUUACUUGCGAUGCACAAAGCGGGUGUCCGCGGCCUUCGCGUGAACCUGUACCAGUAUAAUGCCAUGGAAGAUGUUGAGCUGCAGAAAGAUGUCCUGCGUGCACAUCUGAAGAGGAUAACGGAUCUGUCGCUUCCCUGGAGCUUGACGAUGACGACGACCCGUCCCGAAUUCUGGACCACAUUGGAGCCCUUUGUCCGAGACGUCAUAGUCUCGCAGGGCGUCAAUUUGGUCACGGAUCACUUUGCCCUGCUAAAGGCGCCGAGUCUCCUUUCUAAGGGACAUCGCGAAGAUCCAACGAAGCAGCCGGGAUUCGACGCCGUGAUGAGGCUGGUAAGGGACGGCCAUCUGUGGGUGAAGCUCAGCGCUCCUUACCGCAUCAGUAAUGAGAGCCCCGGAUACUCGGAAAUCGAAUUCCUAGUACGUGCUUUUGUCGAUGCCAACAAACACCGGGUGUUGUGGGGCAGCGAUUGGCCGCAUACGCCGCGGAUGAAAGUCCGGACGCACGAGGCGGCGAUGAGGGAGACGCCUUAUCUUGAGGUUGAUGAUGUGGCAUGGCUCAAGAGCUUGAGGUCAUGGCUUUCGGAUGAAGAGUGGGAUCUGCUCAUGGUCCAGAAUCCAAGCCGCAUAUUCGGGUGA
Colletotrichum godetiae is the source of this 951-nucleotide messenger RNA. RefSeq lists its product as uncharacterized. The transcript has 2 exons. Lineage: Eukaryota; Fungi; Ascomycota; Sordariomycetes; Glomerellales; Glomerellaceae. Bases 1 to 951 code for a protein of 316 amino acids. The record is from RefSeq and is a predicted model, not a curated record. Gene Ontology annotation, molecular function: hydrolase activity.